This is a messenger RNA of Sporisorium graminicola, 1725 nucleotides long. RefSeq lists its product as uncharacterized. Bases 1 to 1725 code for a protein of 574 amino acids. Gene Ontology annotation, molecular function: transmembrane transporter activity. The record is from RefSeq and is a predicted model, not a curated record. Lineage: Eukaryota; Fungi; Basidiomycota; Ustilaginomycetes; Ustilaginales; Ustilaginaceae. The transcript is spliced from 3 exons. Gene Ontology annotation, biological process: transmembrane transport.
AUGUCGAUUGUUCCAGCAGAAAAAGUGCCGCUCUUGUCAUCAAUCAUCUCGUUGAUUUUCAGCACAGCUGCCGUACUGGGUCCCGUGGUUGGUGGCGUCCUCACUCAGUCAAGCAACGCAGCGCACCAGAGUGGUCUCGGUUGGAGGUGGAUUUUUCUAAUCAACAUCCCUAUCGGCAUCGUCGGCUUCAUCCUGCUUCUGGUUGCGUUCCGCGAGCCGCGUACAAUUGUCGACACUCAUGGACUGUCGCAUCUUGCCAGACUUUCUCAUGUCGACUGGGCAGGAAGCCUCUUGAUCAUUCUCUCCACCGUCAUGCUGCUCACGGGUAUUGAGCUGGGUAGUAGGAACCUGUAUGCAAGAUGGAGGUCUCCCGAAGUGGUAUCGCUUUUGGUGCUCGGACCUGUCUUGCUCGCCUUCUUACCCUGGAUCGAGUCCAAGGUCAAGCAUCCGGUGGUACCAAAUCAAUUCUAUGCCAAUCGAACGCUCAUGGCGCUCAAUCUGAUCGCGUUCUGCGCUCCCGGAUUCGUCUUCCUCAGCGUGGCCGUCUACCUGCCCCAAGCAUAUCAGCUCGUCAGGCAAGAGUCGCCCCUACACAGUGGUAUAAUGAUCCUGCCUCUGGCUAGUACCGGUGUCUUGUCCUUCGCUUUCACUCUGAUUUGCAAGCUCUCCGGACACACACGACCGCUUCUUGUUCUCGGAACAUCUUUGCUCACCUUGGGUACUGGGCUCUUGGGACUAAGGACAGCUAAUGUCGUCAAUGAAUUCGGAUUCCAGGUCAUUCUGGGAGCGGGAUGUGGGGCCAUUCAGCCUCUGUUGGCCAUUGUUGGUCAGAUCAGUGUUCAUAGCAAUGAUCUUGCAUCGGCGAUGGGCUUGAUCAACUUUCAACGCAUGAUGGGAGGCACCAUUGGUGUAGCUGUCACCUCGGCCCUGUUGCGAUCCUUCGUCGAUUUUUCCUCAAUCCAGAUGCAACUCGAGGCGCAGGUUCCCAACGGAGUGACAAGCCACGAUAGUUUCCAGGCAGUAGCAUCGCAACUGGAACAGGUGUUGAUCAGGCCGGCGCAGCAGCUAGCCAAGUUUUCGCCACCGGAGCAGGCCAUCAUCCUCCAAGGUUUUGAUAGGGCUUUCCGGCUGGUUUGGAUUACGCUUGCCGGCGUCUCCGGUGCUGCAAUUCUUUCAUGUGCCGAGCCUGCCGCAGAUCGACCCCAGGUGCAGAUCUCCGCGAACGUGCAAGCCUCACGUCUUACUGAGCUUCCCGGCUAUCAAUGGGAUCACGAGGCUUACUGGCUUGAGACUCGCUCGGUGCGUAGUCACCGCCUGCGCAAAUACCGUCACAACCUUCUCGGCUAUCCGUUCGAAACCUCGAUCGACACAAUUCCUCGCUGGAGGAAUUCCUUGCGCCUCAGCAAGCUUCCAUGGUUCAAGGACCAUCAAAUUCAGGGUCGCAUCAUCUUCCCUGCUCCUGGUUAUCUAGCUCUGGCCAUUGAGGGUGCCUUCAACCACUGGCUUCACGGACUCCGGAACGACUUCCAGAAGGACAACCAUCUUUACGACAUUGAAAUCAAGACCGUACUGGGGCUGAAGGAUGAUAAGACGAGAGAAGUCAUGUGGGAGACGCGCAUGAUUGACGGAGUCAAUGGUAGUCGCUUCGCCUUUUCAAUCGUAGUUUUGUCGAUGAGCCUCAACGGCUCAAAGCAACUCACCACGAGCAUUGCACAGGAGUGCUAG